ACGGUCUCGACUAUGGAUACCAGCCUUUAUGUCAAUGGUUAACAGUGAAACAUAACCUAUAAUUGAAACUUAACCUUUCUCACUAAAUUGCGUGCAUUCUGGGAUUCUGGUGUGUCCAUGUGUAUAACGCACGUGUGAAAAAUGGCUAAAUCUUUGCGCAGUAAAUGGAAAAGGAAAUGCAGAGCGAUCAAGAGAGAACGUUAUGCGGUAAAAGAAUUAGAUAGAUUAAAGAAAACUCUUGGUAUUGAUGAUAAUGCGUCCAAAGAUAUCGAGAUGACUGAAAUCACGGAAAUUGCUACAGUUGUCAAUGCUGAAAAAGUAAAAGAAGAUAUGAAGGCUAAGCGAAUUGAAACUUCAGAGUCUAAGAUCGAGACAAAUGAAUCAAUGGAAGUAGAUGGUGUUAGAAUAUAUAAUAAAAAAACAUUGCGAGAUCAAUAUGGUAAUUAUCCUGUAUGGAUGAACCAUAGGAAGAUAGUCAAACACAAGAAAGGCAGAGCAAAGAUGCAGAAAGCAAGCAAGAAGACAGGCAAGAGACUUACCAGACGACAGAAGAGAGCAAUUAAGGAAGGAAAAUCAAAUUCUUCAUAAUUUGUCAAAUUAAUUUUUAAAUAGUAUGACUAUUACUUUUUCUUUUUAUGAAAAUAAAAAUUAAUGAAAGAAAGAA
Molecule: messenger RNA, 664 nt
Organism: Monomorium pharaonis (pharaoh ant)
Lineage: Eukaryota; Metazoa; Arthropoda; Insecta; Hymenoptera; Formicidae
Product: protein LLP homolog
Exons: 2
Coding region: 142-588 (148 amino acids)
Biological process (GO): dendrite extension
Cellular component (GO): nucleolus
Molecular function (GO): RNA binding
Source: RefSeq, a predicted model, not a curated record